Nicotiana attenuata is the source of this 483-nucleotide messenger RNA. RefSeq lists its product as uncharacterized. The record is from RefSeq and is a predicted model, not a curated record. The transcript has a single exon. The coding region runs from base 1 to 483 and encodes 160 amino acids. Lineage: Eukaryota; Viridiplantae; Streptophyta; Magnoliopsida; Solanales; Solanaceae.
AUGGGGAAUUGUAUAGUUUUGCAAGAAAAAAUUGUCAAAGUAAUGAAAACAGAUGGGAAGAUUCUUGAAUACAAAACUCCAAUAAAAGUAUAUCAAGUAUUAUCACAAUUUUCUGGCCAUGCAAUAUCUGAAUCCCUUUCAGUUAUUCAAUAUCUACUACCAAAUUCUAACAUGUUAGCUGGAAAACUUUAUUAUCUUUUGCCUAUAAUAUUACCAGUGCCUCCUCCAAAAAUAGCCAAAAAGAAGAAGGUGGUCAAAUUUGCAAAAGAAGUAAUUCAAGAAGAAGCUAAGCAAAGGAAAGAGGUAGUAAGGAUUAAGGUUGUUAUUAGUAAGAAAGAACUGCAAGAUUUGCUGAAGGAAGAAGGAUUAAUCACAGUUGAUGAAAUCUCUCAUCUUAUUAAGAAGGAAAAACAAACAGAUGAUAAUACAACUAAUGGUAAAGGAUGGAAGCCUGUUCUUGAUUGUAUACCUGAAUAUCACUAG